AUGGCUCUUUUUCAAUGUCAAAUAAAAUACAGUUUAGAUCAAGUUCAAAAAGCUAUUUCUGAAUUACCUGAUGGGCCUGAAAAGCAAAGUCUUUUAACUUUAGAGUCAGAUUUAAAAGAGCUUAUAGCUUUAUCUAAUAAUUAUUUUAGUGAAAAUUCCAAUCUAAACACUGAAUCUCAAAAUGAUUUAUUAUCGGAAGAAUAUAAAAUUUUUAAGGCUGAGUUAGCAGAAUUAGAUUCUGAGACUACAGAAAACGAUGAAAAAUGUUCAAAACAAGAAACGACUAGUAAUAUUUUAAAUUUAUUACCUAAGGAACUUGAAAUUACUGAUCAAAAAGAUUUACUCGGAAUGAAAUGUCAAGCUCCUUACAUUUACAAAUGGACAAAUAAUGUUACAUACCAUAAUGCAGUUGUGUCUCACAUCCCUGAAAGCAUUUACCCAUUAAAUUCAAAUGAAACCAAAGUUAAAGUAAUGUUUACAAAUCCAACUCAUAAAGAGAUGCUACCAUGUCCUUAUUACCUCAAGGGAGAUUGCAAAUUUGAUGAUGAAAAAUGCAAAUACUCGCAUGGCGAACUAGUUUUAAUAAGUAGUUUAAAAAAAUAUAGGGAACCAAUAUUUUCUAGAAUUUCCAAGGGAUGUCAAGUAUUGGCAAAACAAAGUGAUGAACUAUGGCACAGAGCUGUUGUUAUAAAUGUAAAAGAGGACUUGUGCCAAGUUAAAUUUGAAUUCAAUAGUACAGAAAGUGAAAUACCUUUACAUAAUAUUUUACUACUCGAUUCAAAUUAUAAUAGUGGAGAACUUUCUAUGAGUGAUUCUGAGAGUAGUGAUGACUUAGAAUAUGAUACAGACGAUGAGAAAAAAAUCACAAUUCAAAGAAUUUUAAAUAGUCCUUCAGUAUCUGCUUUAGGAAGUUGGGAAAAGUAUACUAAAGGUUUUGGAUCAAAAAUAAUGGCGAAAAUGGGCUACAUUCAUGGUUCAGGACUUGGAAAAAAUGGUUUAGGUAGAGUUGAUCCAGUUCCUGCUACAGUUUUUCCUCCUGGAAAAUCACUAGAUCAUUGUAUGAUUUUAAGGCAGAAGGCAGGAAAUGAUGUUGAUUUGUUUAGGGUUGAAAGAAAAAUGAAAAAUUUACAGAAGAAACACAAAGCAAAAUUGAAAAAAGCUUAUGAAAAUGAGAAAAAAAAGAGGAAACUGAUAUUUUUGCUUUCCUCAACAGAAGACUACAUCCUGUGA
Pediculus humanus corporis (human body louse) is the source of this 1230-nucleotide messenger RNA. RefSeq names its product zinc finger protein CCCH-type with G patch domain protein, putative. Gene Ontology annotation, molecular function: DNA-binding transcription factor activity, RNA polymerase II-specific; metal ion binding; RNA polymerase II cis-regulatory region sequence-specific DNA binding. NCBI's taxonomy places the organism in Eukaryota, Metazoa, Arthropoda, Insecta, Psocodea, Pediculidae. The transcript is spliced from 8 exons. Gene Ontology annotation, cellular component: nucleus. The coding region runs from base 1 to 1230 and encodes 409 amino acids. Gene Ontology annotation, biological process: regulation of transcription by RNA polymerase II; negative regulation of DNA-templated transcription. The record is from RefSeq and is a predicted model, not a curated record.